Molecule: messenger RNA, 1491 nt
Organism: Manihot esculenta (cassava)
Lineage: Eukaryota; Viridiplantae; Streptophyta; Magnoliopsida; Malpighiales; Euphorbiaceae
Exons: 2
Coding region: 453-1388 (311 amino acids)
Source: RefSeq, a predicted model, not a curated record
UUUCCCUUUUUUUUAUAAAAAAAAAAAAAUUCCAUUUUUUAUAUCUAUCCUAUGAUUAAAUGGCACACACGGCUUUGCACAGCCAUGUGAGCUUCCUUUCCAACCAAAUUCCUCGCACAAAAACAUUGUACAAGAUUUUGCCCAUACCCCCAUUUGUGCAGAAAUUUGCUCUCUCUCUGUAAACUCUUGUGUUCUUUCUUUUUCGGGUUUGCUUUAGUUUCUGUUUUUUUUUUUCUAGCUUUUAAGACCGAGUCUUUCUCUACACUGCUUUCCCAGAAAAUCUUACUCGGAUUCGUAGCUUCUAGCAAUCAUUGUUUGUUAUAUUGUCUCACUGAUGGAUUUUGGUUCUUGGUGAAAUUAACUGAUAGAAAGGGUCUCUUCUUUUGGGGAUAUUUUGUUACAGUUGAAGUCUAGAUUAGUUGUUCUGGUGGCAUGUGAAUUUUCUGCCAAAGAUGGCAUCUUUCAGUGGUUUAGGAAUUGGUUUGAGCUUAGUUUUUGGUUGCUUUCUUUUAGCACUUGUUGCAGAGCUUUACUAUUUGCUUUGUUGGAAGAAGAGAGUUAUCAAGAGAGAAGUUAAAGAUGAUGAUUAUGGCAGCAACUAUGCAAAGGAAUUCUUUCACCUAAUCUGCUGGAGGAAACCUUCUUCUUUGCAAGGUAACAACACCAUUGGAGAUAAAGUGAGAGACCCAGAAGCUCAUGGCCAAGAGCCAGAUUUAGAAUUGGGGACCAGCAAGGAUUUGCUUCUAAAAGCUUUUGGUGAAGAAAGUGCAGAAUCAGAGCUCAUGAGACUGCACAAUCUCUCAGGCCCACCAAGAUUUCUCUUCACAAUCAACGAGGAAACAAAGGAGGAUUUGGAGUCUGAAGAUGGGAAAUCUAGGGGUGAUAGGAGCAGAAGAGGGUCAAGAACAAGAAGUUUGAGUGAUCUUAUGCUGGCUGUUGACACUCCAUUCCUUACCCCUUUAGCUUCACCACGUUUAAAGUCUCCUCCUUUAAAUCCUUUGGAUUCUUAUCAUCGACAUGGAUUCAAUCCUCUCUUUGAAUCAUCAAUGGAGGCAGAGAUUAACAGGCUGAGAUCUUCACCGCCACCAAAAUUCAAGUUCUUGAAAGAUGCAGAAGAGAAAUUGUUCAGAAAACUAAUGGAAGAAGCUGAGAAAAAGGCAGCCAAAAACAACUCCUCAGUUCAAGAUUCUGUUAUUAAACCUCCAAAUUCAACGAUAAUAACAGAGGAGACAGAAGGUUCUUUCUUGCGCUUCAUUGUUAGUAAAAACAACAAGGAAAGAGAUCUUCUUCAUCUCCCACAAUAUCCUUCAAGCUCAUCUCAAGUACUCCCACUGGUUUCUUCACCAACAGCUUUGAGACCAUUAGACAAGAAGCCAACUGCCCAUUAAUUUAAUUUGUGCUAAUUAUAAUUUUUUUUUUCACUGUUAAAUUAUUUUUCAAAAUGAAUACUUGUUCAUUGAAGUUAUGAACUUAUAGUAUUUCUUUAUUUCA